Messenger RNA from Colletotrichum graminicola M1.001, 768 nucleotides. RefSeq lists its product as uncharacterized. The transcript has 2 exons. Lineage: Eukaryota; Fungi; Ascomycota; Sordariomycetes; Glomerellales; Glomerellaceae. The record is from RefSeq and is a predicted model, not a curated record. Bases 1 to 768 code for a protein of 255 amino acids.
AUGUUCAACUUCACCUUCGCCACACUAUUGUUCUCGCCCGAGGAGGUGGAUGAUCGAAACGAGCCGCCUCUCCUUGCCAUGCUCUGGACCAUCUGUCUCGAGCUCAUCACCGUCUUUCUCUCGAUCUGGGUCCUCUGCGAGCGCUCUCUUCGCAUCAAGAUACAGCAGGAGAUGGUAGAACGCGAGGGUAAGCUGGCCGAGCACGAGGGCAAGUUGACCAAGCUCGUCUCUGAGUUCAAGCAAGUCUUCAUCUAUGCCCAGGGCAUCAUCGCCGAUUUCAACGAUUUCGCCGUCCCCUUCCAAGAGACUAUCAUGGGUUUCUUCGAUAUCAGAGAUCUGAUCGCCGGCGCCAGCGCCAUCGCUGCUGCCCCCGCUGGCAUUGACAUUUCCCCUUCUGCUUCCUGCCCCCAUAACAAAUUCAUGCGGAAGGCCGAGGAGUGCCUCAUCCUCGCCGCCCUUACCCGCAAGUCCCUCUGCAACCUCUUGGAGUACGGCUAUGACGACGCCGUGGACCAGGCCGGCCCCAUCGACGCCCGGUAUGCCCACGGCCUGGCCGAGUUCAAGAGGAGGAUGGCCGAGCUGGAGGCCCAGGGGGAGCUCGAGCCCGACUCCGGUUCUGACCUUGAGUACGAUGACCUCGAGGCCGGCGGCCUGCCUUCUCUGUUCCCCGCGUACGACAACACGACGCGCCUCGUCAGCCUCUGUGACGAAAACGGGGUCGUCAACCCCAACACCCAGGACAAAAAAGAUGGCGAGCUGUUUGUCUAA